AUGUCGCUGAAAGAGAAGAUCAUAUCCGACAUCAAGGGUAAAAUAGAACGAGAGCAAAAACUCAUCCAAGGUUUCCAGGCGGUUAAGAGAAAUACUGGCAAUGCCGAGGUGAUUCAAAGAUGCAACAACCAAAUCAGAGAAACUCAGCUGAACAUUGAGUACCUCCAGGAAACAAUGGAGAAAUUGCUGGUUCAACAGCAGCUGGAAUCCGCAAACGAGCCGUCAGAGCUGGCAGAGGAGCUGACAAGAAGACAAAGAGUAACGAGUUCUGUUCGCCCGCUUUAUUCGAGAUUCGACUUGAUCAAGUACGACUGCCCGUCUCUUGGACACAAGAUCCAGUAUAUGCUUCAGCAGCUACAGUUCAAGUUGCAAGUAGAGAACCAAUACAGAGAGGCGAAUGAGAAGAUUUCGCAUUUAUAUCUAAUGGAUGGCGACAAGCUGUCCUCGAAUGCUGCUGAGGGGGGCAAGUUGGAAUCGGACCAGAGAAUCCAGUUGUUAAACAAGGCCUUGAGAAAAUACCAGGGGAUGCACGUCAACGUCGAGCAGGUCAACAGAGAUAUGGAAAUCAUGAACUUGCCCAAGUACGCGAGAAAACCGUUCUCUGGUAGAUUGACCAUGGGCGUCACCUGUAUUCGAGACGUGGACCACAUAGCGUCGCCAAAGUUCAAAAAGAAGCCUGAGUCGUUUGUGUGCAUUAAGAUUGACGACGUGGAAAGGGCUAGAUCUGCUCUGUCUCGAUCGGGCAAAUUCAACGAAGAUUUGGUGGUGGAUGUGGAUAAGGCCAACGAAAUGGAGAUCGCCGUGUACGACAAAAACGGGUCGCAGAACGUACCUGUGGCACUUGCAUGGAUCCUUCUUUCUGAUAUCUCCGAGGAAGUUCGAAAGAAAAAAGUGGCCAUUGAAUCAGGGUACGAUGGCUGGAUCCCGGCCUCAAGUCUACCAGGGAACAACCAAUCCGCUAGAGGUAAUGGGAAUGAUCUGUUAGGCACUACAUUGUCCGGAAACAAUGGCCUGAGUUCAACUUUUGACGGAGACACCAUUGUCGACAAGGCAAGACCCUCUACAGAGAAUGUCAAAAACGUACUGAUUUCUGCAUGGGUCAAUCUCGAGCCUGUAGGUCAAAUUUUGGUUAGUUUGUCUUUCGAGAAGUCGAAGGUGUCUGCCAAACCAACGUUCAUGGGCGCUUUGGGGCGUCAUGGCGCUAUCCGUCAAAAGAAGGAAGAGGUUUUCGAGCAACACGGCCAUCAGUUCGUUCAAAAACAAUUCUACAACAUUAUGUGCUGUGCGCUUUGUGGGGAAUUUUUGCGUUACACUGGGUAUCAAUGUCAAGACUGCCGCUUCUUGUGUCACAAGAAAUGUUACCAGAAGGUGGUGACUAAGUGUAUCUCCAAGAGUGGCGAUACGAUCGACGAUGAAGACAAACUCAACCAUCGCAUCCCUCACCGUUUCGAGCCAGUUUCGAAUCGUGGUACGAAAUGGUGCUGCCACUGUGGUCAUAUCUUGCCUUGGGGCAGGAAGAAUGUUAGGAAAUGCUCCGAGUGUGGUGUCAUGUGUCAUGCUCAUUGUACUUCCUUGGUUCCCGACUUCUGUGGUAUGUCUAUGGAAAUGGCAAAUCAAAUUUUAAUAACAAUCAAGUCCACAAAACCCUCAAAGAGCCCUGCCAAGGCACUUCAAAAUGCGCCACAAAAGGCUCGUGCACCUCCUCCCCAACUUCCUCCAAAGUCAUUUACUGCCUCUCCGCAAAGGUACCCUGUGGAUGAGCUGCCAAUGCCUUCGCCCCAACACUUUCACCACAAGAAUCAGGUCGCCCCACUUCCUCCGCCUCCUCUGCAACCGCAGUUCCAACCGGUCUAUAACAAAUCGCAAGAACCAGGGUACCAAAGAAUUCAAAAGUUAUCACCAGAAGAGAUGGACCAGCCUUACUCUUCUAAAUUACCGACAGAUAUCAAACUGCAAUUUCAGCCAACGGUUGAACCUCCAAACAGACAUGCACCAAGGCGUCCACCUCCAAUGGACACUACAAGCUCCUCGUCACUGGAUGUCCCCGUCCAGUCUCGCACAGGUUAUACUCACGGAGACUAUCAAAAUAAUGCCUACGAGGCGAACAUACCAGAAGAGGUCAAUCCGUUUGAGCAGGAAGUUGUUAUUCCAUCUCAAGAUCCUAAUGCUGCUUUUUUUCAGAAUUUUGAUUAUCGAAACACUCACUCGAACUUACAAGACGAUGCUGGGUAUUAUGCUUCUCAAGAGCCACAGCCUAUGGUAGUCGAGCCUGACCAAGCGCAGAUGCCAUCAACACACAAGGCUCACAAAUCUAAAAGAAAAAGAAGAAAGGUCGGCCUCGAUGAUUUUCAGUUCUUGGCCGUAUUAGGUAAAGGAAACUUCGGUAAAGUCAUGCUUGCAGAAUCAAGACAUACUCAGAAAUUAUGUGCUAUCAAAGUUUUGAAGAAAGAUUUCAUCGUUGAGAAUGAGGAGGCAGAGAGUGUCAAGUCAGAAAAACAAGUUUUCUUGACAGCUAACAGAGAGCGUCAUCCAUUUUUGCUCAACUUGCAUUGCUGUUUCCAGACAGAGAAUAGAAUAUAUUUCGUCAUGGAGUAUGUUUCUGGAGGUGAUUUGAUGUGGCACAUUCAAAAGUCUCGGUUUUCGGCAAAAAGAGCAAAGUUUUAUGCUUGUGAAGUCUUGUUGGCUUUGAAAUACUUCCACGACAACGGUAUAAUUUACCGUGAUUUGAAGUUAGAUAACAUCCUUUUGACCACACAGGGACACAUCAAAAUUGGUGACUACGGGUUGUGUAAGGAGAACAUGUGGUAUAAGAACACUACUGGCACAUUCUGCGGUACACCCGAGUUUAUGGCACCGGAAAUCAUUGCAGGUAAACCUUACGAUCGUUCAGUCGAUUGGUGGGCAUUUGGUGUGCUUAUGUUUCAAAUGUUGUUGUGUCAAAGUCCUUUUAAGGGUGAUGACGAAGAUGAUAUCUUCAAUGCUAUCGAGCACGAUGAUGUAAGAUAUCCAAUCAGUAUGCCACGACAAACUGUUCUUGUAUUGCAAGCGUUGUUAACCAAGGAAGCUUCGCAACGACUUGGUAGUAGCGAGAGAGAUGCGUUGGAAAUCAUGGAGCAUCCAUACUUUCUGGAUGUAAAUUUUGACGAUGUGCUCAACUUGAGAAUUCAACCGCCAUACUUGCCUGAGAUCUCCAGUGAACAUGACUACUCGAAUUUCGAUCAAGAAUUCACAUCUGAAACGCCAAGGUUGACACCCGUAGAAACCGUGUUGACGUCAGAGAUGCAAGAACAGUUUCGUGGAUUCUCCCACAUUUCGGACGAUGCUCCUGUUUGA
This is a messenger RNA of Candidozyma auris, 3333 nucleotides long. It is a transcript of the gene PKC1, whose product is annotated as protein kinase C. Bases 1 to 3333 code for a protein of 1110 amino acids. Gene Ontology annotation, molecular function: ATP binding; diacylglycerol-dependent serine/threonine kinase activity. NCBI's taxonomy places the organism in Eukaryota, Fungi, Ascomycota, Pichiomycetes, Serinales, Metschnikowiaceae. The transcript has a single exon. Gene Ontology annotation, biological process: fungal-type cell wall biogenesis; protein phosphorylation; signal transduction. The record is from RefSeq and is a predicted model, not a curated record.